AUGAUUUACUCCCCAGCUUGAUGCUUUGCUUUGCAGGUCUCACACAGACGCUGUUUGACACCAGGCUUGAAGAUGCACGCGGUUCAGCUUUCCUCCCAGGCCAAACUCUCUCUGGAGGAGGACAGGGAGUCUGGCAUCGGAUCCACUCUUGACCUCACUGGCAGCUCUGAGUCCUACAAUGAACGUCCCAAUCGCCUCCCGACUGUACUGUCGAUACACACAGGCAGCGAACACAGAGAAAAAGAAAACUCUCCGCGCACCACAGCUGUGAGUCCAGGCAAGAUCAAGCAGCGUCUUAUCAAUCUAUCAAAGAUCCCUCUCCUUUUCAUCCUCCUCUUCCUCUUCAUUUGCUCGUUGGACACGCUGAGCUCUGCCUUCCAGUUAGCAGGGGGUAAAGUGGCGGGGGACAUUUUCCAGGACAAUGUCGUGCUGUCCAACCCCGUGGCAGGACUGGUGGUGGGGAUCCUGGUCACCGUCCUYGUUCAGAGCUCGUCCACCUCCACCUCCAUUGUUGUCAGUCUUGUGGCCUCGGGAUUGUUGAAAGUGAAGUUGGCCGUUCCGGUUAUCAUGGGCACGAAUAUCGGAACCUCUGUCACCAACACCAUCGUAGCCAUGAUGCAGGCCGCAGAAAGAAAUGAGUUUCAACGGGCCUUCGCCGGAGCAACAGUCCACGACUGCUUCAACUGGCUGUCGGUGCUGGUGCUGUUGCCCUUGGAGGUGGCGAGCGGGGUGAUUACCCAUCUGUCCCAGUGGCUGGUCAGUGUCUUCAGACUGCAGCCUGGGGAGGAAGCACCUGAGCUGCUGAAGGUCAUCACUGAGCCGGUCACCAAGCUCAUUAUACAGGCCGUCCUCUGCACAUGUCUGCUGCUUCUGGUCAAGCUGCUCAAUUCUCUGCUUCAAGGUCAAAUGGCAAAGGUCAUCCAUAAAGUCAUAAAUACAGACCUGCCAUAUCCAUUCGGAUGGCUGUCGGGGUACAUCGCCAUGUUUGUAGGCGCCGGGGUUACGUUUGUCGUCCAGAGCAGCUCCGUCUUCACCUCAGCUAUGACUCCUCUAGUUGGAAUUGGUGUCAUCAGUCUGGAGCGGGCCUAUCCGCUCACGCUGGGCUCCAACAUCGGCACCACUGCCACCGCCUUACUGGCAGCUCUGGCCAGUCCUGGGAACAAGAUAGUAGCUUCUAUCCAGAUUGCGCUGUGUCACCUCCUCUUCAACGUUUUUGGCAUCCUGCUGUGGUAUCCUGUUCCAUUCAUGCGUCUGCCCAUCAGGAUGGCUUACGUUCUGGGGGAACGCACRGCCAAAUACCGCUGGUUUGCCAUCCUGUACCUUCUCUUGUGUUUCCUGCUCCUUCCAUCCCUGGUGCUGGGCCUUUCCCUGGCUGGCUGGCAGGUGAUGGCUGGAGUUGGGGGUCCYUUUUUGGGCAUCACUCUGUUCAUUGCUGUAGUAAAUACGAUGCAGGCUCACAGCCCCCGGCAUCUGCCCACCAAACUCCGAACCUGGGACUUCCUGCCUAAGUGGAUGCACUCUCUCAAACCUCUUGACCGCUUGAUAACGAAGGCAACUGUCUGCUGCAGCUUCACUUGCGAGGCGGGUCAGAACGAAGAGGAGGACAAAGAGCCGAUCGCUCCGCACACAACGUCUGUCAGAACGGAGGAUGAGUCCGCUUCAUCCCAGAGUGAAGAACAGCUGGCUUAUAAUAACCCGGUUCUGGACUGCUUGGAAGAGAUCAGACCAGGUGUGCCAGUUUUCAAAUUAAAAGGCUUGGAGAGGUGCAACAGUACUCCACUGUAGUUGGACUAACAACAAACUGCAUUUUGUACUGUCCUUUGAAAAUCUGGAAUUUGUAGCAAACAAGAAGAAACAAUAGAAGCUUUCUGUUUUCUGAAGUCAAACAAUAAUAACAUCUAUAUUUAAAAGGUGCAGUCUUCAAUCUAUUCAAAUGCAGAUUAUUAGGUUUAAAUGUCCACUUCAGUCAUGAAGCUGUCAAGAAUAUUAGGCUCUCCCGGCCCAUUGUGAUCAAUCUAAAUUUAGCCAGAACUGGCCAUUUCAGUGGCCCUAACAAAUUUUUCAACCACAUUUAGACAUCCAUCCAUCCAUCCAUCCAUCCAUCCAUCCAUCCAUCCAUCCAUCCAUCC
Messenger RNA from Poecilia reticulata (guppy), 2129 nucleotides. The record is from RefSeq and is a predicted model, not a curated record. NCBI's taxonomy places the organism in Eukaryota, Metazoa, Chordata, Actinopteri, Cyprinodontiformes, Poeciliidae.